Messenger RNA from Chanos chanos (milkfish), 1887 nucleotides. RefSeq names its product uridine phosphorylase 1 (gene upp1). Gene Ontology annotation, biological process: uridine catabolic process; nucleotide catabolic process. Gene Ontology annotation, cellular component: cytoplasm; cytosol. NCBI's taxonomy places the organism in Eukaryota, Metazoa, Chordata, Actinopteri, Gonorynchiformes, Chanidae. Bases 96 to 1037 code for a protein of 313 amino acids. Gene Ontology annotation, molecular function: uridine phosphorylase activity. The transcript is spliced from 8 exons. The record is from RefSeq and is a predicted model, not a curated record.
CGACAGAAACAUCGCCCAAGUCUCCGGACUGAACUCGGGAACUUUGAAGUCAGCGAAUUAGUUAGCUUUUCUGACCGUCAGCCUUGUCAAGAAAAAUGUCACCCGGACGUGCGGACGAGAAGAACGGAGCUGAUCAGAGCUCCAUAUGUGUGAAUAAUCCACACCUACAGAGCCUGAAAGAGGAUAUUCUCUACCACUUUAACCUGGGCACCUCCAGUCAUGACCUGCAGGCAAUGUUUGGAGAUGUUAAAUUUGUGUGUGUUGGUGGCAGUCCAUGGAGAAUGAAAUCAUUCAUUGAAUACAUUGCUGGUGAGCUGGGCCUGGCGAACCCAAAGGCCGAGUACCCCAAUAUCUGUGCUGGGACUGACCGUUACGCCAUGUAUAAAGUUGGGCCGGUUCUCUCAGUCAGCCACGGGAUGGGCAUCCCCUCCAUAUCGAUAAUGCUGCAUGAGCUGAUAAAGCUGCUGUACCACGCUCAUUGCACGGAUGUCACCGUCAUCCGCAUCGGGACCUCCGGUGGAAUCGGUCUGGACCCAGGCACCGUGGUGGUGACGAAGCAGUCGGUGGACGCCAUGUUCCAGCCUCGGUUCGAGCAGGUCGUGCUGGGGAAGCCGGUGGUGCGGAGCACCGAGCUGGACGCCGACCUGGCAGAGGAGCUCGUCCAGUGCAGCAAAGAGCUGGCGGAAUUCGACACCGUCAUCGGCAGCACGAUGUGCACGCUGGAUUUCUACGAAGGCCAGGCCCGUCUGGACGGAGCGUUCUGCUCAUACACUGAGGAGGACAAGCAGAACUAUCUGGCCGAGGCCUACGCCGCAGGGGUGCGAAACAUUGAGAUGGAGUCGUCCGUGUUCGCCGCCAUGUGCAAACUCAGCAACUUACGAGCGGCCGUGGUGUGUGUGACUCUGCUGGACCGCCAGAAAGGAGACCAGCUGACCAGCUCGCACGACGUUCUCCAGAACUACCAGCUACGGCCACAGAUCCUUGUGGGCACCUACAUCAAAAAGAAGCUCAACGUGGCCAAGAAAAGCUCGUGCUGAGGAAGGUGUUUCAGUUUGGAUAGGAAGAGCACCACCGUCCAGCAGAUCAGCUCCCUGAGAGAUGAAUAAUGCAGAUAGCUUUUCAUACAGAUCAAGAUUCAAGGUUAUUUUAAUUGCUUAAAUGCUUCAUAUAUAUCACACAUGCUGAGCACUGACUUCAGCUGUCACACAGUAACACUCCCAGGACCUGACUGAAAACAUGUCAGGCAUGUUUAUGCACUGAAUAUCAGGUCUGGUUACAGAACGUUCUGUCAAAUAGUCAUUGUAUAUACAGGGUUUGACUUCAGAUCUGGGCAAACACACCUGCUCCGGUUUGUCAGGCGUCCUGAGGAUACCUGAAUACAGCAGAAUCCAGGUGUUUUCAAAUUAGGGCUGGAACCAAAUCUCAUAGGAUUGUGGUUACCUGGUGGGAAGUCUCACCUGCUCGUACUGUAAUGAAUCAAGUUGUUUGUUGUUUUGUUUUACAAGAGGAUAUUUAUUUCAUUAGUUGUUGGUCAUGUAUUAAUGACAUUACCAUUGCUGCUGAUGAGAGGAUGACUGAAUGGAGAAAAGGGACCAUCCCGCUGCAAAGAUUUGAUUGUUUCAGUCUGUGUCUUGACAGUGGGCCAAAGAUUAGCAUUGUUCACAUGUAACCCAUUAACCACUGUAUUUUGGAUUUGUAUUCAGGAAUAUGUGUGUGUUUUUAAUGUAUUUCUCCAAACUAAUGUGUUGAUACGGACCAUAAGGAUGAAGUCACAAAUGUCUUACGAAAUUCAUUGAAGAACCCUGUAGUUUGAAAGCCAUAUUUGACAUGAGAAUUCAUAAAAGUGUUUUAACAAGCGGUGCUAUUACGUCGAUAAACGCCGCAUCC